GACUGGACGCCGUCGUCGAGGAGAUCCGGGCGGCGGACGAGGCCGUUCCGGAGGACGGGCAGGCGGAGCCGGCGAAGAAGGAGGGGGGAGAAGGGCUGAUGACGGCCGAGGAGGAGGCCGAGCUGGCGGCGCUGAUGGAGGAUGAUUAGGCACUUCGCCGUUCGAGGGGGGACAAUGUCGUGAUGAUGCCGUGGGAGAGGGGCCCAGGUCCAGACCGCGUCUCCGUACGGGGAUCAGGAGGUUCCCCCGGGCUCUGCGAAUCAUUACAACCGCGACUCGACCAAACAAUGAAACAAGAAAGGGGAAAAAUACUAUUGCUCACAUUUUUUCCUCAAAUAUUCUACAUCCCCUAUCCAAACAGCGGGAAGCUACAACCCGUCGUCUCCCCGGCCCAACGAAUUGCUCCUCUUUCUCGGGUUUCGGCCGACUUUAUUAACAUAGCCUUCACAGAGUUUCCAGAUACCCGAGCUAUCUCGGGGGUUCGUGAUGGGAUAAUGCAGGCUUCUUCUCAAGGGAGUGGGAGGGGGGAAUGUACGCCAGCCAGCAUGACCUUGUCGAACUAUGGCGGCUUGCCAUCCGACCCCGGCCGGUUGUCUACAAUUUCCCCGAUGCCGUCCUGGGCAUAUCUGCAGUCAGACAUUGGGCGUUUCUUUGGCUAACGAUGUCUCGGUACGAGCUUGCACGCCUCCGGUGGGGAAUUCAUCGAGACAUGCGCCGCGGAGCAAAGGGUCAGGCAUCGCUUGUGACGACACCGGAGGAGACACAAAAAGCGGCGUGGCAUCUGUUCACAUGACCGGCGCUCCUGCGCGCCAUAGUUCCAGUUGAGAGGAGUCGUGAAGUCGUACUGGGAGGGUUCUGGAUAAUUGUAACGAUUGGAGACCGCCGGGGGAGGAGGCAUCAUUGAGGCCGAC
Molecule: messenger RNA, 911 nt
Organism: Colletotrichum navitas
Lineage: Eukaryota; Fungi; Ascomycota; Sordariomycetes; Glomerellales; Glomerellaceae
Exons: 2
Coding region: 183-659 (158 amino acids)
Source: RefSeq, a predicted model, not a curated record